Messenger RNA from Lichtheimia ornata, 1314 nucleotides. RefSeq lists its product as uncharacterized. NCBI's taxonomy places the organism in Eukaryota, Fungi, Mucoromycota, Mucoromycetes, Mucorales, Lichtheimiaceae. Bases 1 to 1314 code for a protein of 437 amino acids. The record is from RefSeq and is a predicted model, not a curated record. Gene Ontology annotation, molecular function: ATP hydrolysis activity; ATP binding. The transcript has 9 exons. Gene Ontology annotation, biological process: endosomal transport; vacuole organization.
AUGUCAAACUCGGAAUUCCUUCAGAAAGCGAUUGAUAUCGUUAAAAAAGCAACAGACGAAGACCACAAGGGCAACUAUCGAGAAGCCUAUGGUCACUAUCAGAAUGCCCUCGACUACUUCAUGACCGCUAUCAAAUAUGAAAAGAAUGACCGUCUCAAAGAUUCUAUCCGGAAACGUUUCAUUGAAUACUUGAACCGUGCUGAGAUCCUGAAGGAGUUCCUCGAUAGUCAAGAUGAAAAGAAGGACGAAGAAGUGGGCACCAAUGGCACUACCAAGAAAAAAAAGAAAGGGGUUGCCGAAGAAGACGAUGACGAUCCGGAGAUGAAGAAGAUGCGAGCCAACUUGGCGAGCGUGAUCCUGACAGAGAAGCCCAAUGUGCGCUGGAGUGAUGUUGCAGGCCUAGAAGGUGCCAAGGAAGCUAUCAAGGAAGCUGUGAUCUUGCCUAUCAAAUUCCCUCAUUUCUUUACCGGCAAUCGCAAACCAUGGAGAGGUAUCUUGCUCUAUGGUCCUCCUGGUACUGGUAAAUCAUACCUUGCCAAGGCCGUAGCCACUGAAGCCAAUUCUACGUUCUUUUCGGUGUCAUCAUCCGAUCUUGUAUCAAAAUGGUUGGGCGAGAGUGAAAGACUCGUCAAGCAAUUAUUCCAAAUGGCACGAGAAAACAAGCCAGCUAUUAUUUUCAUCGAUGAGGUGGAUUCACUUUGUGGUUCUCGAGGUGAAGGAGAAUCGGAAGCUGCUCGCCGCAUAAAGACGGAGUUCCUUGUGCAAAUGAAUGGUGUUGGCAAUGACAUGGAUGGUGUCUUGGUGCUUGGUGCUACAAACAUUCCUUGGCAAUUGGAUCUUGCUAUUCGACGACGCUUUGAAAAACGUAUUUAUAUUCCCCUUCCUGACGCGCAUGCAAGAGCAACCAUGUUCCAAUUGAAUGUCGGCACCACACCCUGUACAUUGACUGCCGCUGAUUACAAACUCUUGGCCGAUCGUACUGAAGGUUAUUCGGGUUCGGAUAUUGCCAUUUUGGUACGAGAUGCUUUAAUGCAACCUAUUCGUAAAGUGCAAAGUGCAACACAUUUCAAAUGGGUGGAAGCACCCUCAAGGCAGGAUACCAAUACCAUGAAACGCUACUUGACACCAUGCUCACCUGGUGAUCCUGAUGCACAAGAAAUGACCUGGGUGGACAUUGAAGCUGAACAAUUACAUGAGCCCGACCUUACUUUGCAAGACUUUUUGAAGGCUGUCCAAAACUCCCGCCCAACGGUGAAUGGCGAUGAUAUCCAACAACAUGUCAAGUUCACAAAUGAUUUCGGUCAAGAAGGAUAA